UCCUUCGAAUCGAACGGCGCCGACUUUCAGGCGGAGAUCGAUGUCGAUCUGUUAAUCGCCGGAGGGACGGCUGUUUGUUUAUCUUUUCGAGUUUCGACCGCCGGUUUGGAGUUUGGACGGACGACCGAGUCCGGGUUCUGCAAUCCGCUCGUCUGGAUCUCUCGGCUGGUUGCCCGUUUGGCGGGAGAAUACGUUGGAUAACCUUAAGUUCCAUUUUCUGUUUACUGUACCGUUCGACGCCUCCGUCCGUUUAUCCAUCCUGUUUCCUGGAAUACAAAACCAUGGAUUUAAACUCCAGCGAAUUUGGGCUGCUCCUCAAACCCAUUAAUGACCUAACAACUACAAACUGGGGUGUCCUACUCGCACCCUUUCUUGAUAAAUACAUAAACUACUUGCACAACAAUGGCGUUAUAUUGAACUUUCCACAAGCGGCUCUCCUCCUGCAAAAUUCUACACACUUCUAUUGCAAGCGUGUUGACAUGCUCUUCAAACAAAUCGAACAACUUGUUCUGAUGAUAAGAAAUAACAAAGCCAAUGCUCAAGAAGAAAACGAUGAGGAGCAUGCUCAGCUAAAUAGAAAAGAGAGAAAAAAAGUAAAAUCCUUGGAGUCAGAAGAUCUUGAGGUUCUUGACUUUGUUUGUACAAAUUACAACAUAAACAUGAACUGGAACAAGGUGAAACUUCACACGGAAGAUGACUUGAAAUGUUCAUUUCUCAAUAACACAAUUAAAGUCCCUACUAAGUCUAACACGUCAACUAUGAUUUAUCAGAUUAACGGUACCGAGCUUGGGCUUAAGAAUGAAUUCAGAUUGCAGUGGUAUUUAUUUUCUGAUGGGACUUUGAAUGAAGACUUUGCCUUUGAAAGUCAAACCAAAGUUACAUUCAGUUCUGCUGAUGAUGGAUUCAAUGCUUCCCAUGACGAUAAUGAUUUUGAUAAUGAGGUGAGGGACGCUUCAGAAAUGGACAUUCAUCCAGAGCCAGAAUUACCUGAAAUCCCGCCUUCGUGCGAGCCGACGUUAAACCUUCCUCAACAGCCAGAACGCAUAAUUUCGCCAGUGCCUUUACCUGAAGCAAUACAUACAAUGACUUUGAGAGAGAGGAGAUCGCCGAUCAAGGAUGCCUGGGCUACAAUUGUCAGCCCAUCUUUAUGCCCCAUUUAUAAGAUAAAGUUGAGGAAGGUCUUCAAAUUGCCUAAAGAUUUAAUAGUAGAAGGUCAAGAGAUCAGGAGGAAAAAAAUCAAUGAUUUUUCAGUACCCUGCAUAUCCUACCACUGUCUUCUAGUCAAUGGCAAUGUCGACAAUUUGGUUACUAAUUUAUAUAAUAUAAAUGAAGAAAAAAAGAAAAGAAAACUGCUUAAACUAAAGAACCGACUCAAUAAUGCUAAGGAAGCUGAAAAAUUAGAGUCAGAUGCUAUGGGCCCCUUAAAUGAAAGUGGAGAUAUGCAAGACUGUGAGGUUAAUGGGUUCGAAGUAGAUGAUGAUCAUUAUGUCGAUGACAAUGAAGGGCCCAAUAGAGAUGUGCUGUCACUGGCGGAAAGGCAUGAUAUGCUCGAACAGGCAAUAGAAGACGGGUACAGAUCUGCAAAUAACGCUAUCCUAUCCAAAUUCACCAAAGCCAAAAAGGAAUAUGCGUUGAGGGCGACAGAAGUCGCAAAGAGAGUGGCCGAGUGGCAUGAAUCAAUAAUGCCUGCCUUAGAAGCUUCAGAGAGGAGGAGCCAUUUCGAUAUGAACGAGUACGGUACAAAGAUUUUGGAAAGGUUUCCAGAUGAGGAUGUGACAUCAUUUAGGCCAUUCGGUGAAAUAGUUGCCGGGCAGCCCAAGGAAGAAAUCUGCCGAUACUUCCUUUCAACUCUAUUGCUGGCGAACACGUACAGCUUAGAAAUCAGGAAUUCAGACCCUUCUGAACUGGCAUCUGACUGUUUAGAAAUGAGGCUAAUAACCAAGACCCGACACCACGAAGAGCUUGAUGCUAAUUUGCAGGCGACUUCGUCGAACGGGCUACCAUCAAAAAGAAUUUCACACUCAGAAGCGAGGCCAAAGAAAAUCAAAAGGAAGUGAUUUCUGUUUUGAACUUUUAAUUGUAGAUGUGUAUAAUUGUACAUAAAUUCUCUAUUACAUCACUAACGGCAAAAAUGUGCAAUAGAGAUGUUUUUUAUUUUAUUUAUUUUUUUCUAAUUUUAAGUAUGGAAUAAAAUUGAAUAAUUUGUGAAUAAGUAUUGUAAAUAUGGUGUCAAUUGUAAAUUUUUAUAAAAAGUGUACAGUUCAAAUCAAAACAUGAUUUGUAAUUUUGAAUAAUAUAGCAUUCUCAUUCUUUCUUUUAAAU
Cimex lectularius (bed bug) is the source of this 2322-nucleotide messenger RNA. RefSeq names its product condensin-2 complex subunit H2 (gene Cap-H2). Gene Ontology annotation, cellular component: nucleus; condensin complex. Gene Ontology annotation, molecular function: chromatin binding. The coding region runs from base 282 to 2057 and encodes 591 amino acids. Gene Ontology annotation, biological process: meiotic chromosome condensation; mitotic sister chromatid separation. The record is from RefSeq and is a predicted model, not a curated record. The transcript has 13 exons. NCBI's taxonomy places the organism in Eukaryota, Metazoa, Arthropoda, Insecta, Hemiptera, Cimicidae.